Molecule: messenger RNA, 1747 nt
Organism: Aspergillus wentii DTO 134E9
Lineage: Eukaryota; Fungi; Ascomycota; Eurotiomycetes; Eurotiales; Aspergillaceae
Exons: 4
Coding region: 363-1397 (344 amino acids)
Biological process (GO): amino acid transmembrane transport
Cellular component (GO): vacuolar membrane
Molecular function (GO): amino acid transmembrane transporter activity
Source: RefSeq, a predicted model, not a curated record
CGAGAGCAUUGGAAGACAAAUAGAAAUGGAGUCGGAGAAUUCAAUCAAGUAUCGAACUUGUAGUUGGCAAAAGACUGCGGCCCUGCUGUUUUCCGAGUACAUUUGUCUGGCUAUCAUGUCAUUCCCCUGGUCCUAUUCCAUCCUUGGUCUUGUUCCGGGUUUGAUUCUAACGGUCGUCAUCGCUGCCAUUGUCCUUUACACAUCCCUCACGGUUUGGUAAGUCAAUCGCAUUCGUUCUGGGAUCGCCACGCUCAUUCUAGUCCAGGCGGUUUUGUUUGCGCCACCCCGAGGUUCGCGAUGUCUGCGAUAUUGGCCAGUACCUGUUCUGGGACUCGAAGAUUGCUUGGUAUUUGACCGCUAUCAUGUUCUUGUUGAACAACACCUUCAUUCAGGGCUUGCAUUGCUUGGUCGGCGCUGAGUGGUUCAACACCGUAACCAACCAUUCCACUUGCACCAUCGUUUUCUCCUUGAUAACGGCUAUCAUCGCAUGGGUCUUUUCGCUGCCUCGAACAUUCAGCGCGCUCUCCAAGGUCGCAACCUUCUCCGCCCUUUUCACAUUUAUCUCUGUCCUGUUGGCUAUGAUCUUCGUCGGAAUCGAGGACCACCCAGCUGGUUAUAGUCCCGCAGAUGGCGACCCCAUUGUCAAAGCAUUUCCCGCCAAGGGAACAACUUUUGUGUCCGGCAUGAAUGCCUUUUUGAAUAUCAGCUAUACAUUCAUCGGACAGAUCACACUCCCGAGUUUCAUCGCUGAGAUGAAGGAACCCAAAGACUUUUGGAAAUCGGUCACUGCCGUGACAGUCGCCGAAGUUAUCGUCUUCAGUUUGGCGGGUUCCAUCGUCUACGUAUAUACGGGCAACCAGUACAUGGAGACGCCAGCAUUCGGCUCCAUAAGCGACGAGGUCUUUAAGAAGGUGUCAUUUUCGUUCAUGGUUCCAACAUUGGUCUUCCUCGGUGUCCUGUAUGCCUCCGUGUCGGCUCGUUUCAUCUUCUUUCGCCUUUUCGAAGGAACCCGUCACAAGGGUAACCAUACCGUGGUCGGAUGGGCCUCCUGGGCCGGCAUUCUGGCUGUCCUAUGGAUUCUGGCCUUCAUCAUUGCCGAGGUCAUUCCAUUCUUCUCUGACCUUCUUUCCAUCAUGAGCUCGCUGUUUGAUUCAUUCUUCGGGUUCAUCUUCUGGGGUGUUGCCUAUCUCCGCAUGCGACGUGCGAAACACGGGCCCGGUUUCUACAAGAACCGUGGCCUUCGCGGUUGGCUUGGCUUUCUCCUGAAUAUCGGCUUGAUCUUUGUUGGGCUUUUCUUCUUGGGACCAGGAACCUAUGCUUCAGUUGACGCCGUUGUCCUCAGUUAUCGGGCCGGUACCGUGGGAAGCGCCUUCUCCUGUGCUGAUAACGGACUUUAGACUAUAUCUUGUUUGAUUUUUUUGCGUUUUUUUUUUUUUAUUCCGGGAUCAGAGGUAAUAAUAAUGGGGAAUUUAAGAUCGGAGGGCGUUGACGACCCUGGGGGUUUCAGGCGUGGCCGGUUACACAAUUCUUGAGAGCUAUUCCAUUCAUCUUGUUGGAUCUCACAUUAUUGUAGUACUUAGUUACUACUUACUGCCUUUAUCGCAUGCGCAUUUUACGCUUCUGGAGAACCCUCCGCGGGAAAACGAACCUGCACUGAGGCUGUCGGUCGCUUUAGGGCACGGGAGGCCCUUGAACGUUGGAUAGAUCAGGCUCGAUCCUUUCUCACUCGGCCGACCUGGAUAGUCAG